This is a messenger RNA of Alternaria burnsii, 288 nucleotides long. RefSeq lists its product as uncharacterized. Bases 1 to 288 code for a protein of 95 amino acids. Lineage: Eukaryota; Fungi; Ascomycota; Dothideomycetes; Pleosporales; Pleosporaceae. The transcript has a single exon. The record is from RefSeq and is a predicted model, not a curated record.
AUGUCCGUUGCUGACAGUGUCUCUGUUCUUAAUGGAGAUCGCUCUCAUAUCUUCACCGGCUUUGGAACUUGCAAAAGCCCGUUUUUGCUGUUCCUCUUACAGCGACUUCGUAAUGCCGAAGUUGGCGACAGGAAUCUCGACGGACUUGUCGCUGAUGGCGAGGUACGCGGUACAUGUAGCGAGCUGUUUGACGACGAUGACGAUGAAGCGGGUGUUGUUGGUGUGAGCGGAGUAGUGGAUCGACUGCUACACAGCGAAUCGGGUAUUAAAUCAUGUUCCUCAAACUGA